AUGAAUCAACCAAAACCUUCAAAUAAUUCAUCAGGUAACUGGGAGCUUCUGGAUCGGCCUAUAGGCCAGGUCACUGUGUUCGAUGGGGCACAUGGUGACUGCAACCUGAUUGACUUGUGCCAAUUCCCUCCGGAAGAAAAAAACAGAACACAUAAAACGCCUCUCUGGCGCCGGAUUUUAAUUGACACUGGUGCGAAAAAAGAAGUGCUUGCUAAAACAGUAGCCACCGCAAUACGUACUCAUCCUGUUCCUGCUGUAACCAAAACAGACGCAAGCAGACACGAAGUGCCGCCGCUCAGGGAGAUGCAAAUCACACACUUUGAUGACGACCAUAUCGGAAAUGCAGGGUAUAUCAUGAAACAGCUAAAAGACCAUAUGCAGCAUGAACGAACAAAAGAUUGCGCAUACGAAUGCGAGCUCGUAAUGAAUAUUCUUCCUCCACCCUGGCCUACCUUCAGGGUAAGGUUUAUGGGGGCCACGCGCCUUUCUGAUCCUGAGAAGAAUGACCAGAUCUUUCUCAAAUUCAACAUUGAGGGCCUUUCUGAAUGGGAAAAAACACUGGCAGAUCUGCAUUUCGCUGUUGGUAUCGACAUUUACCAGGACAAGGAGAGGUGUUUGAUUCUCCAGGACCAGAAGGAUACUGUGGAGGCAAAAGUUACGCUAAGAAAGAUUGUCCGUGAGCUGCAAAAGAUUCUGAAGAAGGUCCAGAAUGAAAGUCUUUGUCUGGAAUUUCUCCUGGAAGUGAUCUGGACGGUAGGAAUGCCGGGUAUCGUCGACGGGAUGAUAGGCGACGGGAUGAAACGGCAUGAAUCUGUUUCCUUUCCAGUCGAAUUUAAUUAUGAGCUCCUCGCACCGCUUGUUAUACAUACACUUAAAGUUGGUAAUUAUUUGGAAAAGGAAAAGAACCUUUAUAAAAAAUACGGAAAGAUAAGGGUCCAGGGACCUCUGGAACAACCGGUUAAUCAGAACCCCAAAGUUCAUUAUAAGAAUUCAAUCAAUAAUUUGAUGGUGGCGAUCCGAGAAGUCAACGUAUCCCGGGAAAAUGACCCUAACCUUGUGAGAGAGGUAAAACCUGAAAUAGGUCAGAGAACGGGCAUGAAGUCUCUCAUCCAACAGACAGUAUCACCUCUACCUUGUAUCCGGAACGAAUUGAUCAGAUCCAUGCUUUCAAAUACGUACAAUAUCCAGAACCAGAUUGAUUUCGAGAAAAACCUUGAAAAUCGAGCUUCUGUUGUUACCAUUUUUGCCCGGAAAGAUCUCAUAAGCAACUAUAACAAUGGCCCAGUUAGUAUGCUAUUCACUGGGGAUGCAUUUGAUCAGCCAUGCGAUAUCCAGCGAUCCAUAGCCAGCUGGAACGUCGGAACAGGAACAGGGGAUGAACCAAAAUACUUUAAUGUUAUCAAGAUACCACACCACGGUUCGAAUGAAACCGUGAACAGUGAUUUCUACAGGAUCUUCCGGGCUGAAGUCUAUAUCAUUUGUGGCUCGCACCACAUGCAUGGCAACCCCAAAUUCUCGACUCUGAAAGCAAUAGUCUCAGGAUUCCAAGGAAAUCAACGUGGUAGUCGUUUACCCUUUCGACUUUAUUUUUCCGAUCCAAGGAUAGAUGAAGAUUCUCGAGGAGAGAAGGAACGCCCAAGUCCAAUCAAAAAGAUCAUGCUGGACUCAGACCUUAAGCCUGAUGAAGAGAGGCGCAACUAUGAGGCUUAUAAGCUGGAGCCACGACCAGACCAAGACAAAAGUGUUUCUUGGGGUUCGAUACUCUUUUCGAUGGAUGAGACAGGCAAUAUGAUGGAUAAGCCUGGACAUGGGUGGGAAUACAUCUCCCUUCACAGUUUCGUUAAAGAUUAA
Molecule: messenger RNA, 1851 nt
Organism: Talaromyces rugulosus
Lineage: Eukaryota; Fungi; Ascomycota; Eurotiomycetes; Eurotiales; Trichocomaceae
Exons: 7
Coding region: 1-1851 (616 amino acids)
Source: RefSeq, a predicted model, not a curated record